CAUCCACCGCCAUUUCCCGGUUGUUGGGGAAUUCUCUGCUUGCAAGCAACCUUUAAACCCUUAUUCAUGGCGGACAAGGACUUUGAACAAUUGGUUUUGUUUUUUCUCAAUUCUAUUAUUUUUUUGCGCUGUGAAUAAUAUUUCGUCGUCUUAGGCAGAUUGCUCUGAAUAAUUCAACGCUGAAUUCAUGCCGGGAAAUGUUGAGGGUUUCCUUUUGAGGAAUUUUGAAUUUUUCUAUUUUUAGCUUGAAAGCUAAGGAAAAUUCAAGAAUUUAAACCGGAAAUAAAUCCCGGCCUGGCUGAGCUGGCUUUGCUGCAAAAUAAAUUUUAAAUGCGUUUUCCAGCUUUUAUCUGGAUUAGCAUUUCUGCAACGAUUUAAAUAAACGGCCGUCAAAAGCAGCAUAAUUAAAUUUUACAUUAAUAAUUUAAGCUCACAGUUCGUCAGAAUUUGUGGCCUUAGGGGCUUAUGCAGCAGUUUGUAUGACUGGUUAAAAAAUCUGUGUUUGAAAGACAUGGAUGGAAUGGCGAAAGAAAAGAUUGUUGAGGCUUCGGAAAAUAACGUAUCGGGAAUUCUUUAUAAGUGGGUGAAUUUUGGCAAGGGGUGGAGACCGCGUUGGUUUUCAUUGCAGGACGGCGUGCUUUCUUAUUAUAAGAUUCAUGGGCCAAAUAAAAUUCAUGCUAUUUCCAAGGGGAUUCGCAUCAUUGGAGAGGAAUCACGCAAGCUUUCAAAGAAACAGAACAAUUAUUACUUCUCUGAUGAAAAGAGACAUCCUAAAACUUACGGAGAGAUUUACAUUAAGGUAGUCUGUGAAAGGCUAAGUCCUUGUUCAGAUGCAACGCCCGUAUUACUGUUGGAAUCUCUUAGGCUUGAGUUGGCAACUAUACCUCAGAUUUCUUCCUUUAAAGCAAGUAAAUCAGAUGAAAGGAAAUUCUAUAUCUUUACUGGAAUAAAGACAUUACAUCUCCGUGCAGAGACAAGAGAAGAUAGACAAGCAUGGAUGGAUGCAUUGCGUGCCACAAAAGAGUCAUUUCAAAGGAGUUGGGCUGACUCCGUUGCGUUGCCAGAGUCUCAGGAAAUAGCAAUUUCAACAGGAACAUUGAGAAAACGGUUAACAGAAGAGGGCCUCUCUGAAGAGGCGAUUAGGGAUUGUGAAGACAUUAUGAAUUCUGAAUUUGCAGUCUUACAACAACAGCUGAGGUUGCUUCAGAAAAAGAACAUACACCUGAUUGAGAAGUUAAGACAGUUACAGGCAGAAAAGAUGGAAUUGGAGGCCAAAGUUGUAGAUGAAACAGAAAAUUCUAUGCAUGGUGCUCACUGUUCUGGUGAAAGUAUGCCUGAAGAUUGUCAUGGGACUGACUCAGAUACUGAUGAGGAAAAGGAAACACGUGUUGAAGUUGAAGCAGAUACAGAUGAGGAAGAUGAUGUUUACUUUGACACAACAGAAUUUCUUGGUGCAGAUGCAUUAAGUGGACAAUCGUCAUUUAAGUUAUCAAGGGAAUCUCCUGGUGCUGGGUCACCUCCAUCAAGGUCUGCAACACAUGUAGAUGGGGCUAAUACAGUCAUGAAUGUAGUUGAUUCUAGUUAUCCUCUUAUCGAGCGGCGAAAGAGGUUACCUGAACCUAAAGAAAUAGAGAAAAGUGUUAGCUUGUGGUCAUUGAUCAAGGAUAAUAUUGGAAAAGACUUGACCAAAGUUUGCCUUCCAGUUUAUUUUAAUGAGCCAAUUUCUUUCUUACAGAAAUGUUUUGAGGAUAUGGAAUACUCCUAUCUUCUAGAUCGAGCAUAUGAAUAUGGUAAACAAGGAAACUAUUUGAUGAGGGUAUUGCACGUUGCUGCAUUUGCUGUCUCUGGAUAUGCAUCAUCAGAGGGUCGAACAUGUAAACCUUUUAAUCCAUUGCUAGGAGAGACAUAUGAAGCAGAUUAUCCUGAUAAAGGCAUACGAUUCAUUUCUGAAAAGGUCAGCCAUCAUCCCAUGACCAUAGCAUGCCAUUGUGAAGGAAGAGGCUGGGUUUUUUGGGGUGAUAGUACAUUGAAAAGCAGAUUUUGGGGUCGUUCUAUUCAGCUAGAUCCUAUUGGAAUUCUUACCCUUAAAUUUGCGGAUGGAGAAGUAUUCCAGUGGAGUAAGGUGACAACCUCAAUUUACAAUAUAAUUCUUGGAAAACUUUAUUGUGAACAUUAUGGGACAAUGCAUAUUCAAGGGAAUAGACAACUAUCAUGCAAGUUAAAAUUCAAGGAACAAUCAAUAAUGGAAAGAAAUCCACACCAGGUACAAGGUUACGUCCAUGAUAAAACUGGGAACAAGCUUGCAACUUUGAUAGGAAGGUGGGACGAAAGCAUGUACUUUGUAAUGAGAGACAUUGCAGAAAAAUCAAGGAGUUACGAUCCCAUGUCAGAAGCUGUUUUAUUGUGGAGGAAAAAUCCACCUCCUGAAUUUCCUACAAGAUAUAAUUUAACCUCAUUUGCUAUAACAUUGAAUGAAAUCACACCUGGACUUCAGGAGAAGUUGCCUCUCACAGAUUCCAGAUUGAGGCCUGAUCAACGCCAUCUUGAAUGUGGAGAAUAUGAACUUGCAAAUGCUGAAAAGUUACGACUUGAACAGAAUCAGAGACAGGCAUACAGACUACAAGAGAAAGGAUGGCAGCCACGUUGGUUCAAAAGGGAGAAUGACCGAAAUACUUACCGGUAUUUGGGAGGGUAUUGGGAAGCUCGAGAAAAUGCUCAUUGGGAAGGUUGUCCUCACAUAUUUGGUCUGAAUGUCCCUGAUACAUGCCAGGAUUAGUCUUGUCAUCUUUUUCUCGUCACAUUAAUUAUCAAUAUCAUCAAUUUGUAAUUGAAACCAUCCUUAUCAUCAUUUAUUCGAAGAAUCAAAGCUUUGAGCAUUUUUUAGUCUCCCCAGACUUGGUUUUUCAUCUUUCAAUAGUUACAAUCGAAGUUUAAAUUAUAAUGCUUUUCAUUUUAAAAUUAGAAGAUAUAAAAACACCAUCCGUAUGAUGGGGUUUGUUGGUGUGUUUUUGGUUUUGGGGUUGGGUCCAAACUGCAAAUAUCCAAAACUCCAAAUAUGGUUUUCCUUUGGAAAUAAUGUAAACUUAUGGUUUCAUUUGAAGCCAGUUUCAAAUAAUUGACUGGUCAAUUGCAAUGCUUGCCCACUUAAAAUGUUAAAGGAGAUUUUAUUCAUUUUAGUCUAUUCACCCAUGGUUUCUAUCUAA
Molecule: messenger RNA, 3203 nt
Organism: Cryptomeria japonica (Japanese cedar)
Lineage: Eukaryota; Viridiplantae; Streptophyta; Pinopsida; Cupressales; Cupressaceae
Product: oxysterol-binding protein-related protein 1C
Exons: 11
Coding region: 512-2776 (754 amino acids)
Cellular component (GO): cytosol; membrane; intracellular membrane-bounded organelle
Molecular function (GO): sterol binding
Source: RefSeq, a predicted model, not a curated record